AAGAAGUUAAUUAAUAAUGAGUGCGAAUGCAGGGUUGGUGUUGAGCGGUGAGACGAUGGGGGAGAACGAGAAAGGAGAGCGAUGGAGCGGAGCGAUGACAAAUCUGACGGAGAUGGCCUCCAAUCUCGACUCUCUCCAGAAGCUUCUCCUCACCAAAGCCGUCUUCGUCGACGACGACACCUUCUCCAAAGCCUCCCUCGCCGCCGACCAGGCCCGCACCAUCAAGCUCCUCCAGCAACGAGUCCAGACCUUGGAGAGAGAGGUCGACGCCGCCAUCACCACCGCCGCCCGCGCUCGCUCCGAGAAGCGCCAGGCCGAGGCUGCUCAGAAAUCCGCCGAAUCGCGCGCUCAUCAGCUCACCGCCGAACUCGAAAACACCACAAAGGUGUUUGAGCUGCACAUGGAAGAGCUGCGAGCGAAACAAGAAGAGAUCGAGAAGCGCGACGAGGACAUCAAACUUCUGGAAGCUAUAAUUCGAACGCUUGGAGGAAAGGAAUCACUCUCUUCGUCUCAGUAGAAGAAAUCUUUGUUUAAAAUAUUGUGGGAAGUGCGAGGUAGAUUGCAAUUUUGCGGGUGUUGAAUUGUUUGUUAUGACAUGAAACGCAUUUCCUUUGACGAAUACAACCAUUACGUUAUGAUCGAUCAUAAUGCUUCAAAUUUCAGAACAUCAAGAUGUAUAGUUUCCUCACAAUUGGAGUUUGUGUUUGAGUAAAUAAUUUAAGUUCUUGUGGAAUUAGUGUAUCGGGAAAAGAAUUAUGGCAUAUAAGUUGUUUAUGUAAUCAAAGAAGAAAUCUACCGUUUAGAUUUAAAUUGUAGGUUGUCUCUAUCAGUUAUCUAA
Molecule: messenger RNA, 838 nt
Organism: Glycine soja
Lineage: Eukaryota; Viridiplantae; Streptophyta; Magnoliopsida; Fabales; Fabaceae
Exons: 3
Coding region: 17-517 (166 amino acids)
Source: RefSeq, a predicted model, not a curated record